Messenger RNA from Verticillium alfalfae VaMs.102, 666 nucleotides. Its product is annotated as histone H2A. Bases 83 to 487 code for a protein of 134 amino acids. Lineage: Eukaryota; Fungi; Ascomycota; Sordariomycetes; Glomerellales; Plectosphaerellaceae. Gene Ontology annotation, cellular component: nucleosome. Gene Ontology annotation, molecular function: DNA binding; structural constituent of chromatin; protein heterodimerization activity. The record is from RefSeq and is a predicted model, not a curated record. The transcript is spliced from 3 exons.
CUACAUACAGCUACCCAGACGCGUCUUCUCCGCUCUCAAUCACCGAAACCAACUUUUUCUCCCAAAUCAACUACUCAUCAAAAUGACUGGAGGCGGCAAGUCCGGCGGUAAGGCCAGCGGUUCCAAGAACGCGCAGUCUCGUUCAUCGAAGGCAGGCCUGGCCUUCCCCGUCGGUCGUGUCCACCGUCUGCUCCGAAAGGGCAACUACGCCCAGCGUGUUGGUGCUGGCGCCCCCGUCUAUCUCGCCGCCGUUCUUGAGUACCUCGCUGCUGAGAUUCUCGAGCUGGCCGGCAACGCCGCCCGCGACAACAAGAAGACUCGUAUCAUUCCUCGUCAUCUCCAGCUGGCCAUCCGCAACGAUGAGGAGUUGAACAAGCUUCUCGGACACGUCACCAUCGCACAAGGCGGUGUUUUGCCUAACAUCCACCAGAACCUUCUGCCUAAGAAGUCUGGCAAGACUGGCAAGAACCAGAGCCAAGAGCUGUAAUCUUGGUGGUGGUUUUGGCUUUUCUUUCCUGCUGGUCGGCUGCGCUUUGGGUUGUCAUGACAUCGGGGUCUCGGUUCAGGGUUCAGGGUUGAUUUUUCGCGUUUGGGUUGUACAAUAAUCCCCCACGGCUUUUAUGGCCGGCAUGGUGAUGAAUGAGAAUACCUUCUGAAGUUCAUUAC